Symbiodinium sp. CCMP2592 is the source of this 1707-nucleotide messenger RNA. NCBI's taxonomy places the organism in Eukaryota, Dinophyceae, Suessiales, Symbiodiniaceae. The record is from the annotation of a GenBank genome assembly.
AUGAAGCGUGGCAGCAAGGCAGGCUCCUCCAAUGAGCCCUUCCAGGACGACAGCGGCGAGCCCUGCGAGGAGGAGGACGAGGAAGCACCUUUGUUAAUUCAGGAGAAAAAACAGAAUCAGAAGCCGAGCAACCUCAGCAACCUGGCAUGGUUGAGUUCCGGAUGUGGCCUAGGGCCAUACAUCCAACAGUUAGAGUCCAGCUUUGGCUACGAACUGCUGGUGAUGCUUUUUGUAGCCCAGCACCUGAUGAAAGGGUUUGUGAAUGAGUUCACCAGUCCCUGCAUCAACUUCCUUUAUGGUGCUUACAGAGUACCCGGACCGCAGAUGCAAGUUUAUCGCGGGGUGACACACCUUCCUUGGGCCAUGAAGCCGAUGAUUGGCUUGCUCAGUGAUACCAUGCCGAUAUUGGGCUACAACAAAGGCCCCUAUAUCCUUUUGGUGGCCGUCCUGGGAUCUGCAGCCACCGCAUGCAUUGGCUCCGUGCCACAGAGCCAGCUGACGAUCACAAGCCUGGUCUUCUGCCUUUUCCUCAUCCAACUGCAGCUCUCCACCACCGACCUGCUGACAGAAGCCAAGUAUGCCGAGAAGAUGCAGACGAAGCCAAGUGAAGGGCCCGCCUUGAUGUCCUUUGUAUGGUUUGGCUUGCAGUGUGGAGGCCUUGUUGCCAUGCUGAUGGUUGGCCCAAUCAUGUCACACUACGGGCCCAAGCUGCCUUUCCUUGUGGUUCUGGUGCCCUCCAGCAUCAUCGUGGUGCCCCUGAUGAAAAACUACCUCCAAGAGCGAAGGCUCAGCGCGGAUGACCUCAGGGCUGCACGUGCCUUGAUCUUCCAGCAGAGGGAGGCCUGUGCUCUCUGCCUCCUUAUGAUGGCCUCCACCCUCUUGCUUACCGUCAUCGGCACGACCCUGCAGAAUGUCAAGGUCAAUGCUAUCGCCUCCGUGGUGGUGGCUGUGGUCAUCAUCUCGGCCUUCAGUCUCCUCCUGCGCCCGGAGAUCGCCAAAGUGAAUGCUUUCUUCUGCCUCCAAACCGCAGUGAACUUUUCGGUGGGUGGCGCGUCUUUCUACUUCUACACCGACACUGCGGAGCAGUAUCCCGAGGGCCCUCACUUCUCCAAGGUCUUUUACACCACAGUCCUCGGAGUCACAGGCUCGGUCUUCUCUUUGAUUGGCAUCUAUACCUACCAGAAGUAUGCCAGUGACUGGAGCUUUCGUCAGCUACUGCUGGUCAGCAAUGUGGCGCUCUGCAUCCUCAGUGUCACGGACGUGGUCUUCUUCCUGCGCCUCAACACGCGCAUUGGUAUUCCAGAUCAUGCCUUCAUCCUGGGCAGCAGUGUCUUCGCCACAAUCCUCAGCCAGUGGCAGUGGAUGCCGGGAGUGGUCAUCUUGUCGCAGCUUUGUCCUCCGGGCCUGGAGGCCACCAUGUAUGCCCUCCUGGCGGGAUGCCACAACCUGGGAGGCACAAUCGCAUCUUCCACCGGCGCAUUUAUGUUAGAGUUGCUGGAGGUGCAGCCAUCAGGUGCAAAACAGGAGUCAGAUCAAUUUCGGAACCUCUGGGUCGCCUCCGCCAUCUCCUCCGUGCUUCCAGCACUUGUGCUGCUGCUUCUGCCCUGGCUGAUUCCAGAUCGGAAGCAGACGGAGAAGUUGAUGAAGGAUGGCGACGUGAGCGUCACGCGGGGCUCACUCUGGCGGCGCAUCACUGGCCAAGAGUGA